AUGAGGAUCCUGGUCAAAGAUUCUCUCACCCUUCUCGCAGGCCACGUGAAGUCCCAGGAGCUUUAUGAAGACUUGGUCUAUUUUCCGCUUACUCUUGUCAGUUUCCCAUACAGUGGGCACCCGUGGGCACCCAUCCUUGCGCACCCCCAGCACUCGCUGGUGCACGCUCACCCGCAAGCACCCAUCUCAUCCUCGCACUUUCUCAGCCAAGCCGUACAUCCGCACCCUUUACGCCCGGACAACGUUAAGGAGCAGCUAGGUGGCGUACGGCAAAGAUCAAGAUGGGGCGGCUCACAGCCGGACCGGGGGUUUGGCAGGGCUGAGCCCUUUGAAGAUGGCUAUGCAAAUGGUGAGGAAGGCACACCAGCUGGGGAAGCAGCUGCCACUUACACGCCUGAUAGCAAAGGGGUGGUCAAGUUUGGCUGGAUAAAAGGUGUAUUGGUACGAUGUAUGUUAAAUAUUUGGGGUGUGAUGCUCUUCAUCAGGCUUUCAUGGAUUGUAGGGCAAGCUGGGAUAGGUCUGUCUGUCUUGGUUAUUGGAAUGGCCACUGUUGUGACAACUAUUACAGGACUGUCUACUUCAGCAAUAGCCACAAAUGGUUUUGUAAGAGGAGGAGGAGCAUAUUACUUAAUUUCCAGAAGUCUGGGGCCAGAGUUUGGUGGCGCCAUAGGUCUGAUUUUUGCAUUUGCCAAUGCUGUUGCAGUAGCAAUGUAUGUUGUUGGCUUUGCAGAAACAGUUGUGGAGCUGCUUAAGGAAAAUGGAACGUUGAUGAUUGAUGAAAUCAAUGAUAUCAGAAUCAUAGGAGCUAUCACAGUGGUUAUAUUGCUGGGUAUUUCCGUUGCUGGAAUGGAAUGGGAAGCAAAAGCACAGAUAGUCUUACUGGUGAUUCUCAUACUUGCUAUUGGAGACUUUGUCAUAGGAACAUUUAUUCCUUUGGAUAGCAAGAAGCCUAAAGGUUUCUUUGGUUAUGAAGCUGAAAUAUUUAUGGAGAAUUUUGGACCAGAUUUCCGGGGCGAGGAAACUUUCUUUUCUGUAUUUGCUAUCUUCUUCCCUGCUGCAACUGGCAUACUUGCUGGUGCAAAUAUCUCAGGUGAUCUUGCGGAUCCUCAGUCAGCCAUACCUAAAGGAACGCUGUUGGCCAUCUUAAUUACUACGUUGGUUUACGUAGGAAUUGCAGUAUCUGUAGGUUCCUGUGUUGUUCGAGAUGCCACAGGGAAUGUUAAUAACACCAUUGUCACUGAGCUGACAAAUUGCACUACUGCAGCUUGCAAAUUAAACUAUGAUUUCUCAUCCUGUCAGAUGGGGUGUCAGUAUGGUCUGAUGAACAAUUUCCAGGUGAUGAGCAUGGUAUCAGGAUUUGCACCACUGAUUACUGCAGGUAUUUUUUCAGCCACCCUGUCUUCUGCAUUAGCAUCUCUUGUGAGUGCACCUAAGAUCUUCCAGGCGUUGUGCAAGGACAACAUUUAUCCAGGAUUUCAGAUGUUUGCUAAAGGCUAUGGGAAGAACAAUGAACCACUGAGAGGAUAUCUUCUAACAUUUUUAAUUGCUCUUGGAUUCAUACUAAUUGCUGAACUGAACGUCAUUGCUCCAAUUAUUUCUAACUUCUUCUUGGCCUCAUAUGCCUUGAUUAACUUCUCUGUAUUCCAUGCUUCUCUUGCAAAAUCUCCAGGUUGGCGCCCUGCUUUCAAAUACUACAAUAUGUGGAUUUCUCUUGUUGGAGCUAUUCUGUGCUGCAUUGUCAUGUUCGUCAUUAAUUGGUGGGCAGCACUUCUAACAUAUGUCAUAGUCCUUGGACUCUACAUUUAUGUCACUUACAAGAAACCAGAUGUGAACUGGGGAUCUUCAACGCAAGCUUUGACUUACUUGAAUGCACUACAGCAUUCUAUUCGGCUCUCAGGAGUGGAAGAUCAUGUGAAAAACUUUAGACCUCAGUGCUUAAUUAUGACAGGUGCUCCAAAUGCACGUCCAGCUUUGCUUCACCUUGUCCAUGCUUUCACCAAGAAUGUGGGCUUGAUGAUCUGUGGCCACGUACAUAUGGCUGCUGGUCUGGGUAGAAUGAGACCUAACACCCUUGUUGUUGGAUUUAAGAAAAACUGGAGACAAAGUGACAUGAGAGAUGUUGAAACCUAUAUCAAUUUAUUCCAUGAUGCCUUUGACGUUCAGUAUGGUGUAGUUGUCAUCCGCCUAAAGGAGGGCCUGGACAUUUCUCACCUUCAGGGCCAAGAAGAGUUACUGUCAUCCCAAGAAAAAUCUCCAUGUACCAAGGAUGUCAUAAUAAAAGUGGAUUAUAGCAAGAAGGCUGAGACAGACACUUCUAUAGCUUUUGCUCCAUCAUCUAGUGAAAGAACUUCCACUCUCCAUAAAGAGGAGGACGAGGAUGGAAAGACUCCAACACAACCACUGUUGAAAAAAGAUUUAAAGAGCCGAUCUUCUCCUUUAAACUUGGCUGACCAAAGACUUCUUGAUGCUAGUACUCAGUUUCAGAAGAAACAAGGCAAAAGCAAUAUUGAUGUCUGGUGGCUCUUUGAUGAUGGAGGUUUGACACUGUUGAUUCCGUAUCUUCUUACAACCAAGAAGAAGUGGAAAGACUGUAAGAUCAGAGUGUUCAUUGGUGGAAAAAUAAACAGGAUUGAUCAUGACAGAAGAGCGAUGGCUACUUUGCUCAGCAAAUUUCGGAUAGACUUCUCGGACAUUAUGGUUCUUGGGGAUAUUAAUACUAAGCCAAAGAAAGAAAAUAUUGCAGCUUUUGAAGAAAUGAUAGAGCCCUUCCGACUUCAUGAAGAUGAUAAAGAACAAGAAGUUGCAGAUAAAAUGAAGGAGGAUGAACCAUGGAGGAUAACAGAUAAUGAACUUGAGCUUUACAAAACAAAGACUUACCGCCAGAUUAGGCUAAAUGAGUUGCUGAAAGAACAUUCAAGUACAGCUAACAUAAUUGUCAUGAGUUUGCCAGUUGCACGAAAAGGUGCGGUUUCUAGUGCACUAUACAUGGCCUGGUUAGAAGCUCUUUCUAAAGAUCUGCCACCAAUUCUCCUUGUUCGUGGGAAUCAUCAGAGUGUUCUUACCUUCUAUUCCUAAGAGUACUGCACAUGGGACAGCUAUGAUGAAAUGGUACUCCAGUGCCCAGGGCAGAGUGACUGACAUGGUCUGUAGUUUAUUAACAUCACAAAGGCAAAAAGUGACUCUUCUUUCACUAUUUCACUGACUUGAAAGCACACAAGGAAAGUCACUGUAUUUCUAAAGUUGUGACAUCUUCAGUUUUAGUCUAUAUUUUCUGUAAUUUAAUCUUGCUUAAUGGGGGAGGAUUCCUUGUUAGACUGAAGAACAAGACAAGCUUUUUGUUUGCUAUUUGAAUAGCAGCAAUAAAAUGUUUUAUUUUUGAUCAAUGAAAGGAUUAUAGAUUUAUAAAAGCCUUUUAGCCUUGAGGUGCCUUCUGAAAUUAACCAAAUCUCAUCCAUACAUCCUAUUUUGUAAAUUUAUAUAGAAUGUCAAAAUCUGCCUUCAACUAAGAGUUUAGAUCAGACUUUGUUUAGUUUCUAGUCUCUUCCAUAUUACAAUAAAAAUGAAUGCUGCUUUUCA
This is a messenger RNA of Nipponia nippon (crested ibis), 3576 nucleotides long. NCBI's taxonomy places the organism in Eukaryota, Metazoa, Chordata, Aves, Pelecaniformes, Threskiornithidae. The record is from RefSeq and is a predicted model, not a curated record.